AUCACUCUUCUCUCUCUUCCUCACAGUCUAUUGAAUAAGACAUCAGAGAGUCACAUGUCUUUGUUUUCAGCGAAAAGGAUAAAUGUCUACAAAUUCUUAUUUGUGGGUUGUCCUCAUUUUUGUAAAGUAAAAUCAAUUUUCUCCACUUGCUCUAUUCAUCCCCCCCAUCAUAAAGGAAAACUACUUUCUCAAAUCCCCUCUUUUCUCCAUUGUAGUAUCUGUAUUCUGUACUAUCAUUCAGUGUUCUUCCAUCAAAAUUUGAUGCUACAUUGCUCAUGUUUUUCUCCUUAUUUCUCUCUUAAUUUUGGCUUUCAUGGAGAAAUCUAGCAUUGUAUGUCUUGUUCUCUUCUUCAUUACACUCUCAGCCUCAUUCUCUCAAGGUGGUCAUGGUCAUCACUCUGCUUCUAAACCCAGGUCUCAGAUCACUGUCAUUGGUACUGUUUACUGUGAUAUAUGCUCCAAUAACACCUUUUCUAGGCACAGCUACUUUUUACCAGGAGUGGAAGUGAAAGUAGAUUGCAAGUUCAAGGCAACAGCAGCAAGAGCAGCAGAAGAAAUAACAUUUUCAGUGAGUAGAACAACAAAUGAAUAUGGUUGGUACAAAUUGGAGAUACCAUCAGUAGAUGGGAUAGAAUGUGCAAGAGGAGCAACAGUUGAAUCAGUUUGCAGGGCAAGUUUAGUUGGAAGUUCCACUUCUAAAUGUAAUGUACCUGGUUAUACAACUACUACUGAUGUGGUCUAUUUUAAGUCUAGCCAGCAAAAUAUCUGCAUAUAUGGCCUCAGUGCUUUGAACUUCAGACCUUCCAGGAAAAACAAGGAUUUGUGUGCAAAUUAGCAAGCUGUUUAUGCUCAAAAUAUCAUUACCAUGCUGCUCUCUUUGUUUCUUUCUUUUGCCUUUUUUGUCUCUUUAAUAUUUAAUAAAAAGUAAUUAUAUACUCAUAA
Molecule: messenger RNA, 942 nt
Organism: Beta vulgaris subsp. vulgaris (sugar beet)
Lineage: Eukaryota; Viridiplantae; Streptophyta; Magnoliopsida; Caryophyllales; Amaranthaceae
Exons: 2
Coding region: 314-835 (173 amino acids)
Source: RefSeq, a predicted model, not a curated record